CCCACAAGGCAGCGGUACUGCGGGCGAGCAUUGUCAGCAUUCUAAAGUCGAUUGGAAAGAGGCUCAUUGUGCGAGCGCGAGCUCCGUGAAUCCACGUAGCACUUCCAAGCGUUCCUGUAAUCUGCAGUCCCCUGGUAUUUUCCUUUGCUGGAGUACCCCAGUAGCCAUGCCCUUACAGUUCGUGAACGUAAACUCUCCGCCGCGAACGACGCGCUCGCGCCUAUCAGUCAACCCGCCUGCGUCUGCUGUCUCCUCGUGCGUCCACCGCGUGCCAUCCAGCGGAUGCUGUACAGCUCUGCGCAUCCAGCUGCAAAGCUCGAGAGCUCAAUUACUGCGCGGAACGCCCAAAGUGGCAGCUUCCGCUGCGGCGGGCGAGCUCGGGGCUCCUGAUGACGGGAGGGCGACGCUGGCAGAGUUCCUGAACGCCAAGCUGGACACCAAGUUCAGCGAGCAAAACGCCAAGCUGGACGCCAAGUUCAGCGAUCAGGACGCCAAGCUGGACGCCAAGCUGGACGCAAAGUUCAAAAGCGUGCUGUAGGACGCGCUGGCACUAAUUGGGGCUGCACGGAAGCUGCUGGGGGUGGACCGCCGCCGCCGCCGUGGCAGCAGCAGCAGCAGCGACGGCGACAAGGAAAUCACACAAGGAGCAGCAGCAGCAGGGCUCAGGCCCAGCUAGCAGCGUCAAGUCGUCACCGGCGGACGGCGCGAAAACCUCGCUCGCCAUUUACUGUGCCCUGAAGAGGUACAUGCGCGGAACGGCGGACCAGCGCUGGCAGUUGCUGGCACGCGAGCUGUUCAUGCCGGCGCUGAGCAGCCUGCAGCCUGCGGUCGCAGUGUGUGGCAGCCACAGCGGCGGGUCGAGCGCCGGCAAGGCCAGCGGUGGCGGGGCGAGCGCGGGCGGUGGCAGUGGCGGCUUCUGCCUGUCGCCGGCCGUCUCUGAGUUGGAGGUGGAUAGACUAUCGCUGCGUGCCUCCGGCAGCUGGGCGGACUUGACCUUGGUGGAGACCAAGACCAGCAGCAAGGGCACGUCCGCCGCCAUUCCGCAGCUCAAACGCUCGGCGAUGGUCCUGCUGUGCGGCUACCACGUCAUACGCCAGCGGUCGGCCACGCUCUGGCACCAGCUUCCCGUGGACGUCAAGGCGCGCGGCGUGGUGGCGUGGGCCAGGGUGGAAGGCAACCCACCGCAAGAGCCUGUGAAGCUGCGCCCGGCGUGUGGCCCUGCCCAGGUGCUGGACGUGGACGUGUUCUCAGCCCAGGACGUGCUGCAGACCAGCCGUCGCAGGGUGCUCCACCGCUGGCAUGGCGACAGGUGCGCCGGGCCUUGCUUCUUGCUGCUGUGUCCCGAUGCCGCUUCUGAUAGACAAUACCGUGUUUUGUGUGCGUGUGUGUGUUUGUGUGUGGAGGGUGGGGGUGCGGAACGCGAGUACAUGUGUGUGCUGCGUUGCUGUAUCAUAAACAUCUGCACGUAUGUGUGCAUCAUGUCUGGGUAAUCUUAUGAGUUUUGUUUGCUUUUGUUGCGGGGAAACCGCCUUCCAUGAUGCUAAGCACAUUCAACAGUAGUAGUUGCCAUCGCACAGGAUGACUUCGUUUGGCAGUGAGGAGUGCUGCGUGUAGCCAGUGAGGAGUGCUGAAUGUAGCCAGUCGUAGGUGUACGUUGUGCAGGUUGUAUGAGGUUUCAUUCACAUUCAUUUGGGCGGGAAUUAUGCGGAUGUGGCCGACGGGUCUGCAGAGGACAGCACUUCGCGUUAACUUUGCCCCUGAGGCGCAGGGAGACCAGGCGACCAGGAGACCGUGACGGACAGGUCGCCUGCCUGCCUGUGCCUGCCUGAUGCCUGCGUCGACAAAAAGUGCCAAAAGCGGCGCAAGCGCGCAGGCUGAGGAGCCGGCUGGUGUCUAGGUAGCGGUCCGCGGUGGGGCUGGCCAGGGCAUGCGUAGCGGCAUGACAAGUAGUGCGGCUGUCGACAACUGUGCUGCGUCUGGCUGCGGUUGGCUCUGCUGUGGCAUCGCGAUUGCUAGGCACCGGGUUUGGAUAUGUGCCUGUGGAAACCGAUCCCGGCUAUGUUGGGGCGAUGAGGUUGUUCGGCCUCAGACUGUGGAGGGGCUAAGCCCCUUUUCCCGUGACCGGGAAACACUUGUCGGAAACACUUGUCGGAAUGAAAUUCCCGCGUGAUGCAGCGGAGAAUGUGGCGCAAAGCAGUGUGGCGGGCACGUGAGGGUGCAUGUUGUAGUGACGGGCACAUGUAACACACAUUGAAG
This is a messenger RNA of Chlamydomonas reinhardtii, 2256 nucleotides long. RefSeq lists its product as uncharacterized. The transcript is spliced from 4 exons. The record is from RefSeq and is a predicted model, not a curated record. The coding region runs from base 747 to 1490 and encodes 247 amino acids. NCBI's taxonomy places the organism in Eukaryota, Viridiplantae, Chlorophyta, Chlorophyceae, Chlamydomonadales, Chlamydomonadaceae.